AUGCCCAUGAUCCAUUCAACAUACCACCCUGGUCUGGACUGGGACCAACUCCGCCUCACCUUCUCCUAUAUUCCUCGUGUCGACCUGGACCCGAAACUUGACUUCGGGUGGGAGUUCCAAAUGAGCACUACUGCGUACUGCGUGCAUCGUGGGCGGAGGCCACAGAGCAGACGAGACCGGCACCAGACCACUCCUAAUGGACAAGGAAUGCUUGGCCGCCUCCGACAGGGGCCGGGCAACGGCAACGGUGUCUGCGCCGGCACAUUGCGCCCCUCAAACGUCAACGCUGUUUACGAAACAAAAAUACCUGAACAAGCUCACCAACGAUUAUCGAUCCCUCAUGGUCGGUUGAACCCCCACACCGCUGCUCUUACAACUGAAAGUCUCCCCCACGGGAACCUGGAAGCCAACGCCUCUGCCCGUUAUCUUGCUCGCAACCGCAUGCGCCUGAGACAUCCUCUGUGCCAUCACUCUAUUGUGUAUUGCUUACUGGCUUAUUAG
Colletotrichum navitas is the source of this 501-nucleotide messenger RNA. RefSeq lists its product as uncharacterized. Bases 1 to 501 code for a protein of 166 amino acids. Lineage: Eukaryota; Fungi; Ascomycota; Sordariomycetes; Glomerellales; Glomerellaceae. The transcript is spliced from 3 exons. The record is from RefSeq and is a predicted model, not a curated record.